UGUCGUGAGCUACGUGCAGAGUUCAGAUUUACCACCAAAUAUCUCAAUCGACCAUCCCAUGAAGACGCAUUAAGAGCGCGCACAUCUCACUAUUCUCAAGCGAUCUGGAGUGCGAAUUUUCUUUUUGUUUUACGAGCAUCAAUGAACUUACAGCCUGCGAUGCUUGUGUUUAUACGAUCAUUGAUUUGUUAAUAAUGCGUACGGAUUCGUGCACACUUAAAGGCUUGAUUUGAUUUAUUUAUCGUCGGUUGUUAGAAGAAAGUAGAAGUCGUGUUAUAUUGCGGAGGCUCAGAAUUUGAGCUCUUUCAUCUGCUUGGGUUUGUGAUCGAGCAGGAGGGAGGAGUGGCGAAGAAACGGCUGGCUCCUGAAUUCUGAAUCCUGCCUAAAAUCCACAAAGAUGAUAUAUCUGCCAGUGUUAUCCAUGACCUCAGAUUUACAGCAUUACAGUUUCAGGAUGCCAAAUAUAGGGUUCCAGAACCUUCCCCUGAAUAUCUACAUUGUGGUCUUCGGGACGGCCAUUUUCGUCUUCAUCCUCAGCCUACUCUUCUGCUGUUACCUGAUUCGGUUACGGCACCAGGCACACAAAGAGCUUUACGCAUACAAGCAGGUUAUUCAGAAGGAAAAGGUCAAAGAAUUAAACUUGCAUGAGAUUUGUGCUGUGUGUUUGGAGGAAUUCAAGCAGAAAGAUGAGCUGGGAAUCUGCCCGUGUAAACAUGCCUUUCACAGAAAGUGCCUUAUUAAAUGGCUGGAGGUGAGGAAGGUUUGCCCGCUGUGCAACAUGCCCGUCUUGCAGCUGGCGCAGCAGCAGAGCAUGUCCGAAUCUGUGCCCCCAACGCAGCAGCCUCUGCCCGGAGUGGAGAACCUGGUGUAGCCCCUCAUUGUUCCUCCUAAAAAUGUGACCACCACUACCUUCACACUCCCUCAUGUACAGGUACACGCUCUCAUCCAAGGACAGAGCGCAGGAUUUGUGCCCGGAGCCACGGUGACCUUUGACCUGCAUAUGUUCAUGUCCUGCCUUGGUGGCUUUACAAAGGAUUAUUAUCUUUUUCCAAAUUACAAUAAUAGAUGAUUUACUCAUCUUAUUUUGGUUUAGCUUUUUUUUUUUUUGUCCUGUGGGACAAUGACGAAGAAUUGAGUUUACUUGGCCAAGCCAUGAUUAAAGUAACUGUUCCACACCAAAGCACUUUUUUUAGGACACCAGUGAUAGGCAAAUAAAAGACAAGGACUAAAAAAAUAACAUUAAAAAAAAAAAAAAAAAAAAACAGAAACAACUUUUUUAACUAAAGUUUUUUUUUUUAAAGCACUUUACACAAAACCCAAACCUAGUUAUGAUAGUAGCAAGAUCUUGUUUUAAAUUUUAUGAUUUCAAACUUUUUUAGAGCCACAGAGCAAACCAUUGGUAUUAUCUUCAUUAGAGAGUGUUAGGUUUAUACUGUAUAUUAAAGGGAUAGCAGCUCUCCAGUGUGUAUAUGUUUGUUUGAGAGUUUUUGUAUUGGCGCUCGGUAUCGAUAGAUACGGUUCGCAGUGACAUUUAGCUGGUGGCCAAAACAAAUGUGAAUGCAGAGUUUGUCUUAUUAAGGCGAGGAUGUGACCCAGCAGUAUUUGAUCUUUGGACUUCUUUAUAUUUGAAAUGCUUUUCAACUGAGGGCUGGAUUAAAUACACACAAACACACACACACACACACACACACACCAGUACAUUCUAGUUCAAGGCCGUGUUCGAUGAGCAUUUGAAGAUAACAAAAAGGCUAAAGCAAAAGCAAAAAAAUAAAAACACCAGGUGGUCUGAUACUUAUUUUUUUCUCUCAAACUUUCUAUUCUAUAAUUAUAUAUAUAUAUAUAUAUAUAUAUAUAUAUAUAUAUAUAUAUAUAUAUAUAUAUAUAUAUAAUACAUUUACUUUUUAGAUGCAACUCCUAUUAUGCUGGCCCACACGUACUGCUCUAAACCCCUUCUGUUUUCACAAAGUCUUCAUAGUUAAAGUAUUAUUGUCUGGCUUCAUUUUUCCCAUCCAGAGAGUCUCUUUUCCGUUUGUUUAUCAUCUAGAGAGUUUUAGUGUUUAUAGAACUAAUGGAAAUAAAAUGCAAAUUAAAGUAGGGGUUUUAACCAAAUUUAAAAUGAACAAAAUGUCCCAAAGUAUAUUUAGUCUUUUUAUGAAUUAUUGCAUAGAUCUGGGGCUUUAUGCCCCAGGUAGGCCUACUGUUGAGCUAUAUUAUAUUUUCAUAUGUUAUUACAUAUCUCGCAUGAAGCUGUGGCUCUAUUCAAAACAGCCAAUGUGGGUGUGCGUCUGUGUGUGUUCGUACCAGCUCUCAUAUUGUGCUGCAUAGCUUUCUGAAAAUAUACUUAGCAUAAAACCCCAGAUCUGUCUCCAAGAAAUAUUAAUAAAUGCAAUGUCACACUAGUGAGUCAAAUCGAACAGGCCACAGAAACAAACAGCGAUUUGACCUGAAGUCGCAUACACAAUUUACUCUACAAUAGUAUCAUUCCAGCCUCUUUCAAUGAAUCAGUCCAGCACAACACCGAAUCCUCAGCCAUCAAGAUCAAUGACCAGCAGGUGCAUUCAGUCAGCAGGAAAGACGCUUCUUUAUUCUCUGUAGUAUAAUAGAAGCUCUGGCUCUUUCCUGCUCUGCUAUACAGCUAGUUUGCAGGGUCAUUCCACCAACCUGCCAUAGGGUCCGGCUGGGUCUCUGAGCCCUCCACGUUAAGCCACUCGAGAAGGGAAAUAUGUAUGAUAUUACAUACACGGACUGGCCACAACUCCACAAACGACGCCAGAUGUGUCAACUUUAUUUUAAUGCCAAGUAAAAUAAUCUGAAGCAAGUUAUGUUUUAUUUAAACCUAAACUAAAUCAGCACUGGUUUGGUUUUAAGCGCUGAUUGAAUGGUUUACUACCCAUUUAUUGCCAAGCAAACUCCCCACCACAAUCUGCAAUGUCUCUUCAUGGUUUUUUGAAAGGCUAGAUUGAGAUGUGAAUUGAGUUGGGCUUAUUUAAUUUUAAUGAAAAGACAUUUCUUUUGGAUUUUUGUUGUUGUUGUUGUGUGUUUGCUCUGGUACUGUCUUAAGAAAAUGUAAAACACUGAGGGUUUCAUUUAGACUUGUAAUUCCUUAUUAUGGACAAAUAUGGUCGAGUCCUAAAUUAGGAUCUCUCCUUCAUCUCUGCGGCAUUUGUAACACAGCAGGUCUUAAAAGUGUCACUCUGAUCACCUAUGUAUGCAUAUAGAGAGCUGUGGUUCAACUGUGUCAAUAUAAUGUGAAAGUAGUUGAAUGUGUCUAAAAUCAAGAAUUACAUUACUGCACUUUUUCAUAUUUGUACUUUUCAGUGCCUCUCCGUUGAAAUGGGGCAAAAAAAAAGAUAAUUUAUUGUGUGCUUAUGUUUAAAACCCGUAACAUUUCAGUAGUACUAACAGCUCUACGUUAGUGCUAAUGCAGAUUUAGGCUUUGUGGAGAUUGUUAAAAGCCAUUUAAAAAUCCACGAUCAGUUUGAAAAGACAUCUAGAAAACUGGAGGUCAAAUUAGCGUGUUUAUACUGGAGUGUUAGGUUACAUUUUGUCUCAAUAUAUCCAAACUAAUGUUUUCUGAUGGUCAUUACUUAAUAUCUGUUUUUUUUGUAAUUUCAAUCAAAACGGAACUGCCAAUGUAUCAGCUACCCCAUUCAUAAGUCAUUAUGAACCAUCAUGACAAUUGUACAUUGCACCACUCUUUUGCCUCCUUCUCUUGCUCCACCCACUAUUGUGACCUCACAGAUGUAAACAUGAGCCCUCCCCUUCUUGUUUUAACACUGCUAAUGUUUGUGAAUCUCACAAACAUGUUUGUAAAAGUAAGAAUUCUGCAGCAGAAUAUUUUCUGUACAGUAUUUGUAAACUAUAUUUUUGUAUAUUUAAUCAACAUUUUGAAGAAAAUAAAAAAAUGCAAAGA
Molecule: messenger RNA, 3913 nt
Organism: Carassius gibelio (silver crucian carp)
Lineage: Eukaryota; Metazoa; Chordata; Actinopteri; Cypriniformes; Cyprinidae
Product: RING finger protein 24
Exons: 7
Coding region: 398-871 (157 amino acids)
Cellular component (GO): endomembrane system
Molecular function (GO): zinc ion binding; ubiquitin protein ligase activity
Source: RefSeq, a predicted model, not a curated record